Molecule: messenger RNA, 486 nt
Organism: Macrobrachium nipponense
Lineage: Eukaryota; Metazoa; Arthropoda; Malacostraca; Decapoda; Palaemonidae
Product: U2 small nuclear ribonucleoprotein auxiliary factor 35 kDa subunit-related protein 2-like
Exons: 2
Coding region: 1-486 (161 amino acids)
Source: RefSeq, a predicted model, not a curated record
AUGGCGAAUAUUUACAAUUUGUUGACUGUGGCCAACAAUGCUGUACUAGAGGAAAUCAAAGCUUUCACUGAAGCAGGGAGAGCCACGUGGCUCAAGGGCCAAGAGUUAGCUAACUGGGUGGCCGAGGAGAGGGAAAAGGCAUGCAUAGAGAAGGAGAGAGAAAGGGAAUUCCAAGAGAGAAGAGAGGCAGCCGAAAGAGCAGAGAAGGAGAACAAAAGAGAACAAAGAGAGAUAUGGAGAGAAGAAAGAGAGAAAGAAAGAGAGUUUAAGGAAAGGAGGGAAGCAUCAGAAAGGGAAGAAAAGGUCGCAGAGACAGCCCACCAACUAGCUAUGGCCAAUGCUGGCAUCCAGCUCCCUACAUCCUGGUCUUCACACUCCAUACUCAGUGGCAGGGGCACCCUCAUCAAGCCGUGGAAUGAGGGCAAGCCAGAAACCUGGCUCAGCCAUGUAGAAAAGGUGCUGGACAACUUCAAGCCUGAGAAGUAG